GCAAAGUGACUUGUAGACAAACACCAUAUUGCACUAAAAACACUCUAAUUAGAAUCGGAAAUAGGCCUACAGUAUAUUUAAGACUUUUCCCUUUUAACAUAAAGCCUAACUGAACAGACAGGCGAACACUUUCUCUCUUGUCUGCUGCAGGAUCACGCAUGGCACAACCUGCCCUUUUCUGACGCUCUUGGACUCGUAUUGUGAGACCACAUCAGCCUGUUCAGCCCUGGGCGCUGCAACACCUCAGUGAGCUCUCCACAGUUACGCGCACCGGGCAGAAGAUUGCAUAUCACACAAAUUACGACGGACAUUGCACUUGGAUUUUUUUGUUCAUUUAAAAUGCAAAAAAAAUCUUAUAGAAAUUUUCUUUCUCUUGAAUUUUAACGGGAUACUAAAACAUGACAUUUUUGCGCGGAUGCCAGCUGAGAAGUAAUUUUUGAGCCACAAACGGAAAACAUCCAAGUUGAUCAUAUGGAGAACAGCACUUUAUUACCAUUUGACAACCAGACUCUUCCGAUAUGGACUGAUUACAGUGUCGAUUACAAAGUCGUAAGCAUAUUAUCAGUGAUGCUUAUUUGUGGGAUUGGAAUUGUUGGCAAUGUCAUGGUCAUUCUGGUUGUAUUAACCACAAAGCACAUGCGUACCCCGACUAACUGCUACUUGGUGAGCCUGGCGGUCGCCGACCUCAUGGUCCUAACAGCAGCGGGGCUGCCCAACAUCACAGAGAGUCUUUUCGGCCAGUGGGUGUACGGAUACGCCGGCUGUCUCUCCAUCACUUACUUUCAGUACCUGGGCAUCAACGCGUCCUCAUGCUCCAUCACAGCCUUCACCAUCGAACGCUACAUCGCAAUAUGUCACCCGAUUAAAGCACAGUUCCUGUGCACGCUCUCCAGAGCCAAAAAGAUCAUCGUUUUCGUUUGGGUUUUCACGUCCCUCUAUUGCGUUAUGUGGUUUUAUCUUUCCGACACUAAAGAGAUAGUUUAUGAGAACGUCAUCCUAACCUCGUGCGCCUACAAAGUGUCGCGAAACAUGUAUUUACCGAUAUAUUUUACCGAUUUCGCACUGUUCUACGUUGUCCCGCUUUUGCUGGCUACUGUUUUAUAUGGUUUGAUCGCGAGAAUUCUGAUUCUCAAUCCACUCCCAUCGGAUCCCAUGGAAAGUCGAAGGAAUUGGAAAAAGGAGUCGUCUUUAGGGAAUAAAUCAGUGAACUCAAAGAGCUCUUCCAGCACAACAGCAGCUUCUCGGAGGCAGGUGACAAAGAUGCUGGCAGUGGUGGUGAUCCUGUUUGCUCUGCUGUGGAUGCCCUAUCGGACUCUGGUGGUGGUCAACUCCUUCCUGAAGGAGGCCUAUCUGGACACCUGGUUCCUUCUCUUUUGCCGUCUCUGCAUAUACAUGAACAGUGCCAUCAACCCUAUAAUCUACAACGCCAUGUCCCAGAAGUUUCGUGCCGCCUUUCAAAAACUGUGCCAUUGUGGGCCCCAGCGCUCUGAGAAGCCCCCAACGUACAGCGUGGCCCUCACAUACAGUGUCAUAAAGGAGACCUCCAAUGGCGAAAGCCCAGACCACUACACCACAGAACUAGAUGACAUCCGUGAAGCGGCCGAAGAGCUCCUGCCUGGAAGGAAGAGGUUGUCGUUUAAAGAGUCCUCAUUAGUUAGUAAGGACAACGUGGCUAAUGCUUAAAUCUAUGUUGGUAUGUUUGGUGAAGCAGGAGGACUUCAGCUUAAUUUGCAGUGUCAAUAGUUUCACAGUGUAAACUGGUCCUACUAGGGUGUCAUAUUAUAUGCCACCUAAGCAUUGCACUGCACACAAAUCUGAUUUGUUUUUUAAAUCUAAUCUUUAAAACUACCGUUCACACUAUCAUUUUGUAAUUGAUGAAAUAUGAUGUGGUUCAGAUGGUGUAGUGAGUGUCUGGGGUAUCUACAUUGGUUACCAUAGUAACGAUUUAAGCAUCAAUACAAAACCGAGACCGUUAACACUGGCGGUAACAGCGGAUGGAAACUGAUAAUUUUGUCUCUGUGAGUCUGUGUAUAGGUUCAUCAUGACAUCACAAGUGUGGUGCUAAACUUUACAAAGCACAAACAAGAAGCAUACAUUGGAUCCAUUAUUAAUACACUCCUAAAAAUAAAGGUUUCAAAAGGAGCCAUUUUUGGUUCUUCAAAAACCUUUACGGUUAAAGGAUCCCAAGUGAUAGAUUUAAAAGCUUUCUUACAUUUUUAUAAUCUAUAAAACCGGUUUUUAUAGAUAUUCAAAGGGUUCUUUAUGGAACCAUACACUGUAAAAAAAAAAAUUCUGUAGAAAUUACAGUAUUACUGGGUAUUACUGGCAACUAGCUGCCAGCAACUUACUGUAGAUUUUACAUUUAUAUUAUUUACUGGCAAAAGUUUGUUCAAAGUUAAAUAAACAUGAAACAUUUUCAGUCUUUAUCUUCUACAGUAAGUUACUGGCAACCAGCUGCAUAUUUACAGCAAAUUUUUUAGUGUACAUCCAAAAAUGUUUCUUCUAUGGCAUUGUUUAUCACCUUAAUUUUUAAGAGUGUACUGAAUGUCACAACAUUCAUUAUACUGUACUUAUAUAUGUAUAUGUUGUAUGUGCUGGGACAGAGCUUCAGUUAAUAUUAUGCAUUCAGCUUGAUGUUUACACAUUUCAAAGAAACCACAUACUGUACGAAAGGCUUGUUCAGAUUUUUGCUACCUGUCUCUGCAAAGCCAUUUGUAAUAGUAUAUUGACAAUCAGAUACUUUUAUUAACAAACAAACUGUUAACACAAGUCUAUUUAACAUGAUUGGCUGGUUUUAUAGAAAAAUUGAGAUGGCUUUCACACUUUGUGGAUUGUUUCUCAGCUUUUAUUUGUUUUACCUGAAAUGUAAGUUUUUAAAAAAAUACAAAUUUACCCAAAUAAUAUAAGCUGCAGAUUGUCUGGCCAUAACAUUACAUAACAUUUAUGCAUAAAGCACUUCAACAUACAGUGGCGGCUCGUGACUGCUCAUCCGAGGGGCGCUAAUUCAAAAUAAGUGUUCGGAGUGUCAUCUGUGUUGUUUGCGUUUUCAAAAUAUGUGUUCGUUGCGUCAUGUAAACCAUGUGCAUCACGUGUUUUGUCAAAAUAAGUGCCUGCUGCACACGCGUCAAAACCGUUUAUGAUAAAAGAGACGCUCACGUUCACAAAAUACACGCAAGACGCUCCCUUAACAGUACUGUUUACGCAUAAGAUUAUGCGAGUAUCUGGCAAACGCGAGCGUUUCUUUUGUCAUAAACCCUUUAGACGCAUCUGCAGCAGGCACGUAAUGCACACAGGAUCUCUCGACGCGCAGAACACAUAUUUUGAAAAAAGGAACCACACACAUGACGGGCUACAUACAUGUUGUGACGAACUUCACAUCGAGCGGCCACAAAAAAAGAAGUCACCGGCCGCCACUGUCAACAUAUAUAUUUUUUAUACAAAACUAAAGGGUUUGUGAUAAAAGAGACGUUUGUGUUUGCCAGACACUCGCAUAAUCUCAUGCGUAACAGAGUUUACUGUUAAGGGAGUGUCUUACGUGUAUUUUGUGAAAGUGAGCGUCUCUUUUAUCAUAAACGGUUUUGACGCGUGUGUAGCAGGCACUUAUUUUGACAAAACACAUGAUGAACACAGGAUCUCUUGACGCGCACAUAUUUUGAAAAAAGGAACCACACACAUGACACUCCGAACACUUAUUUUGAAUUAGCGCCCCUCGGAUGAGCAGUCACAAGCUGUCACUGUUGGUUUCACAGACAAGGCUUAGUUAAAGUCAGGACUAGGCCUUACAGUAGUUAAACAAAGGAAGAUAUUUUGAGAAAUGUUUGUAACCAAACCAUUUGUGGACCCCAUUUAAUUCCAUAGUAGGAAAAAGAAUACUAUGGAAGUAAAUAUGGUCCAUUCGCAAAAUAUCUUUCUUUGUGUUCAUAAGAACAAAGAAAUGUAUACAGGUUUGUAACAAAAUGAGAGUGAAUAAAAGAUUUUUGGGUGAACUAUCCUUUUAAGCAUCUUUUAUAAACAUGCCUUAGAAAAAAAAAACAUUACUGGUGUGUAUCUUGAUACAAAUCAAUGGCACUGAGUUCUGUCAGGGCAAGUUAUUUUCAGUUGAGGCAGCUCAAACAUGUGUUUUAGUCUAAGAGUAGCCUUGAGCCUUGUUUGUGAAACCGGGGGUAUGUGUUUUAGAUGUUUUCCAGAUUGCAAUGGGCUGGAUUGCACCUGAGUUGUCGACCUCAGAGCAGAUCCAGUUGAUAUAUUGCUAUCUAGGUCGUUACUGAUUAAAUUUUAAUUUACACAAAAAAUGUCAAAAAAGGACAAACUUGGCUGGCUGGGUUGUACUUUCUUUUUUUUCAUUAGUUUCAACCCAAAAUGAUUUGUUGUUUAAAUCUAUUGCUGGGUCAAAUAUGAAAUUUUCUAGGUUAAUUUAACCCAGCAAUUGGGUUUGUCCAUUUUUGACCCAACCCUGUGUUAUAAAUAAUCCAGCAUUUUUUAGAGUGUAAAAAAUUUAAUAGAAAGUAAUUUACUUAUAAUUUGGUUUCUGUAAAUACCUUUAUGCUGUAAAUAGUGGUGAUCCUGUAGUUUUUAAUAGGUUACUAUAAAGUAAACAUGGCUUUUGAUAUAGCAUUUUUAACCAAAAUAAUUUCUUUUUUUCAUCAUCAGUCGUGAUGCAUGAACAGUAAGAAAAAAAAUUUACAGCUGUUGUGAUGUGAGCAAAAAAAUGGAGAGUACACGUAUCAGUAAAUCAAUUAUGUUAAUGUUUCAAUACUGUUUCCUGCCGUUUCAAACCAUGUUUUGUAUUUGUAUUUUGUACAGUUGUUGGCUAAAAAUAAAGUGGUAGAAGAUG
Molecule: messenger RNA, 4834 nt
Organism: Paramisgurnus dabryanus
Lineage: Eukaryota; Metazoa; Chordata; Actinopteri; Cypriniformes; Cobitidae
Gene: trhra
Product: thyrotropin-releasing hormone receptor a
Biological process (GO): phospholipase C-activating G protein-coupled receptor signaling pathway
Cellular component (GO): membrane
Molecular function (GO): thyrotropin-releasing hormone receptor activity
Source: RefSeq, a predicted model, not a curated record